Messenger RNA from Medicago truncatula (barrel medic), 498 nucleotides. RefSeq names its product glutathione S-transferase T3-like. NCBI's taxonomy places the organism in Eukaryota, Viridiplantae, Streptophyta, Magnoliopsida, Fabales, Fabaceae. The transcript has a single exon. The record is from RefSeq and is a predicted model, not a curated record. Bases 1 to 498 code for a protein of 165 amino acids.
AUGGGAUAUCCAUAUCAAACACCCCCAUUUAAUGGUUAUAUGCCAAUGGUGAAUGAAAAUUUUCAGAGUGUUGGUGAAUAUCCUGAAUUUUCAUCACAAAUAAAUCGUGGUGGAAUGACACGAGAUAAUGAAGUUGCUCCAACUCCAGAGGAUACAACUCCUAAGAGCAAGAGAAACCAGCAACCAUCAUGGAACACUGAACAAAAUUUGGUGUUAAUUAGUGGGUGGAUAAAAUAUGGAACAUGCAGUGUUGUCGGGAGAAACCAGACAAGUGAAGCAUAUUGGGGUAAAAUUGCUGAGUAUUGUAACGAGCAUUGCUCAUUCGAUUCUCCGCGCGAUGUAGUUGCAUGCCGAAACCGUUUUAAUUAUAUGAACAAAUUAAUAAAUAAAUGGGUUGGUGCUUAUGAUAGCGCUAAGCGUAUGCAAGGAAGCGGUUGGUCGGAAGAUGAUGUUUUGAAAAAAGCUCAAGAAUUAUAUGGAUGUGGGAAGAAUGUUUAA